Messenger RNA from Mizuhopecten yessoensis (Yesso scallop), 1520 nucleotides. RefSeq lists its product as uncharacterized. Gene Ontology annotation, molecular function: protein binding. The transcript is spliced from 7 exons. The record is from RefSeq and is a predicted model, not a curated record. The coding region runs from base 86 to 1348 and encodes 420 amino acids. NCBI's taxonomy places the organism in Eukaryota, Metazoa, Mollusca, Bivalvia, Pectinida, Pectinidae.
UGUCCUCCCCUGAUCCGUAUUGUGUUUAUUCGAUAUGACACAGAGUAGACUCGCUAGGAUCUACAAGUAAAACUACACACCAAGCAUGAAACCGUUUAAAGGCUCCGGACUUGCAUUUGUGACCGCACUGAUUCUCAUCAUUGACACUCAAAGUUAUGGCUUAUCCUUACAAAAGGAGCAGAUUUUUUGUGAUCCUAUGGAACACAAGUAUUAUCUAGCACAGUUUGGGGUAUGUAGUGACUGUGACAAAUGCUUUCCUGGUGAUGAGAUCAAGCCACUCGAGGGUGCUAGUCUUGGUAUCGGUCUCCAUGGUGCCACAGUGUGCCUGGGAUGUCAGCAAUGUAGCGAAGGCACGUUCAAUUCCGAACAAAACCUACAGUGGUACUGUAGUCCCUGUACAGUGUGUGCCGACCUGGGUAUGAUAGAGACUGACCCGUGUACCCCAAUACGUGACACGAUAUGUAGCGAUACUCCACCUGAUAUUCAGCCUAAAUCGAAUGGCAUAAAAAACAGCUCUACGGUUGUACCAUAUAAAGACAGAGGCAACCAAGAAGACUUUCGUUUUUAUGCAGAGUUUCUGGCCAUAACCGCGCUGUCACUUACCUUUGUAAUCAGUCUAGGUAUAGCGGUCUACUGCUUGUUGAGGAAGAAAAACAGAAGGAUACUCGUCACUGCAAAGAAAUUAACCAGGUUUCAGGCUGUGCCUAAAGCUGAUGUAUGUGUUCGUACGGAUUCUUGUUUACACGACAUACAGGAAGAACACUCGGGAGGUGAAGAUGCCGCUUUAAUUCCCCCGUGUAAACACAGUGACACUUCUAAAAGAAAAAAGACGGGAAAGAUCAGUAACAAUUUACGCGAGCUUCAAGACCCGAACUUACGAAGACGUCGAAAAUCCUGUCAACCUGACUACCUAAGAUGUGAUAGAGUGGAACCAAUCGUUGUGCCCACUUGUCCCCCUGAAACUGUGGGACGAGGUUUCCGCAUACAACGACUCAAAUCUUUACCAGUAACACUACCAGAGUUAGACGACUGCAAAUCUUCAUUUUGUAAACGGGCACCGUCCGAUGAUUUUAUCCGGUCGUUGUCCAUAUCACUCGCUGGAGACAGGGCUUACCGUGACUUUGCAAAGGAAGCCGGUCUUGAGGAGUUCAAUAUCAAAUUAUCGGAAACUGACUUUGAGGAUAAACCAAUUGCGGAGGUUUCUUACCAGGUCAUCAAAAGGAUUUUUCAGAAACGACCACACCUGAGUGUGAUUGACGUCUAUGAUAUUCUAGACAAACUAGGAUUUCAAGAACGACAUAAAUUAUUAGAAGAAAACAUUGAAAAAUUCAAAAUAUCCCGGACGUGAUUAGGUAUAUUCAAAAUGUUAAAAUGUUGUUUCGUUACACACUUUAAAUACUGUCUUAAAGCAUCCAAUAUACUAUUAAUGAAGGACAUUCAUUAACAUAAUAUAUCAUCAAGGUGCAUACAUUGAACUAAUAUAUUUAUGCGUAUAAUGUAUUAAUAAAGAAUAUUUUUGA